Messenger RNA from Prorocentrum cordatum, 2796 nucleotides. The record is from the annotation of a GenBank genome assembly. Lineage: Eukaryota; Dinophyceae; Prorocentrales; Prorocentraceae.
AUGGUGCACAGUGGCAACCCAGUCUUGGAGUCCCUUCCACCGUUCAUUCACAUCGGGACGGCGCUCAUGGGCCUCACCUCUGUGCUGGACAUCUCGGUAUUCCGAGGGAGGGCCAAGGCGUUGGCGAACGAGGAGGAGAGCUUCAACGUGGCGGUGCUUACGGGCAGCAUCCGCUGCACGGAGAGGUCCGUGGGCCACAAGGAUGAAGAUCAGGAGGUGGUCCCCGGCGGCCGCCCGAAGCAGCCCAAGUCGGAGAGGACAGUUUCGCACCUCAGCAAGAAGGAGAUGCACCUCGUGGUGCGGGUUGCCAAGUGUGAAGGGCUGCCAGUGGGCGACACGGAAUUCGGCACGUCGGACCCCUUCCUGCGCGUGCUGUGGGACAACGGGGUGCAGACGUCCCAGACCAUCAAGGGCACGCUGAGGCCGGUGUUCAAUUUCAACACGUACUUCCCCGUGCGAUUCUUCAACCCCAGGAUUAUGAUGCCGAGGCACAGGGAGACUUCAUUGAUGUUCGAGCUGGCCACCAAAGGCGACAUAACGCUGCAGGUCUGGGACGACGACGGCACGUCUGCCGAUUAUCUGGGGGGCACCAAAGUGCACAUGUGGCAGAUCAUGGAAAGCAAGGUUAUACAGAAGCGCUCGCUGCUCGGGCAGGCUGCCAAGAUAAAGGAGACGGACCCCGAUGCCGACAUGGGCAGAGCGAAGGUGAAGCAGUGGUUCGAAUUGGAUCGGGAGGUGCGGGUGUUCGACGGCACGAAGACUGAGCUCGUGGGUUGCAACCUGCCCAAGACGGAGCCCGCGUACAUUUACUUCGAGGCCUAUUUUUAUCCGGACGAUUGGCCCGAUGAGAUGGAGGGCCUUCGGCACGAGGAGGAGGGCGAGCACAACGACGCUCACUGGAGGAAGAAGGAAGAGUGGUUCCACGCGAAGGCCUCAAAGUUCGCCCAGGUGUACGGGGCGAUCUACCCAGACUCCAUCGGGGCCUUCCCCCCUGCGUCGGACACUUCGACCGUGAGCAGGACCAAGCUGCUCCGGCGCUUCCCGAGCAUUGGCCUGCACCCACAGACGCUCACAGCCGUGCCGCUCAUGGCCUUCCUGGCGAAGAUCGUGGCGCCAGAGGAGUACACAAGGCCGGCGGCGCUGCUCCACUGGAUGAACUGCAUCACUUUUUUCUGCACCGAGGCGCAGGAGAAGAGCGGCAGGAUUUCGGAGGCCGGGUGGAAGGAUCCGCAGACGCUGCUGUCGGCCCGGAAGGGUACGGUUCAGGACCACGCCGUCCUCCUCUGCUCCGUCCUGCUGGGCAACGGCAGCGACGCCUACGUCUGCAAGGGCACGGUGUGGCGGGAGGAGGGCUCAUCGGCGACGGGCCAAGGCUCGCAGGAGAAGACACCGAAACUGGUGGAGCACGUCUGGGUCAUGACGCGCGACGAGGAGACAGGGUGGGUGACGUUUUGGGAGCCUUGCAGCCGCGAGAUGUACCACCUUCCGCACAGAUGCACCAAAAAGGAGAAGCAGACCUAUGGGAAGAAGCCUAAGAGGGCACUGUCCACCUUCGUGGGCCACCUGGGGGGGGACCAGCACGGCUACGGUGGCCUCCAGAGAGGCGAGUCCCGCCAGCUCGGGGAGGACGACUAUCAGUCUGGUCUCCUGGCAUCGAUAGGGGGCACGAACCGGCACGCCACGCAGCCCAAGGCGAAGGCGAAAAUGGGCAGCAGGGCCGCCAGGAAGCUUCGUGAGGACAACAUGGUCCAGGAGCGCCAGACCAGCGAUCUGGCGCCUGACCAAAAGAUGCUGGCGGACAUGGGCGGCAUUCAUCGUCCGACGCUGGUGGAUUGGUUGCCCUACGAUUCCAUCGACAUCGUUUUCAAUCGGGAGAACGUGUGGGCCAACCACAUGAACCACCACCCUGCGUGCAUCACCUACAAUAUGUACGAGACAGUUGUCGACGACGACACCGCAGGUUGGUUGCCGCUGCUUAGCAAAGAGGAGCAGAACACGGCAGAGUUCAAGGUGGACUACAUCGCUUCAGAGGAUGUCACCCUCGAGCCCGAGUCGCAGCCAGAACGGCUGGCAAAGCUUGAAGGGUCUCUGGUGGCUGAGAUGAAGGAGAACAUGAGGCUUUUCCGUCAGAGGAAGGGAAUGGACACCAAUUGGGACCGCGACCCGGGUCACAGCAUCCAGUCGGAGGUGGUCAAGUUCCUGGGUAUACUGGAGAUGAUGCGCAGGCUCGAUGUGGACUUCUGCCCAUUCGCAGACAAAGCUGGGCUCACGGAGGCGGAAAGCUACAUCGUCGAGCGCCUUGGGCUCGGGACCGAGAAGUACAACGUCCACGGUUCGCCCUUCCGGGACUCAAAAGGUUACGAGACCUACCCUGAGGAGCAGGAGCGGGAGUGGAACUUCGUGGUGGGCAGGGUUCAGAAGUUCCUGGACCGGAAGAAGUCGUUCCCCGUCAAGAAGGGGAAGGUCUUCCGGGGGCUGCCGAUCCACUUCGGCACGUCCGACAAGGACGAGAUCAGGAACUACCUGAUGGAGGACGCGCAGUACAGCGAGGAGAUCCUGGGCGUGGCCAGGGACGAGGGCGUCCUGUUUUCCGUGCACUGCAAGAUGUUCGGGCUGCUGGGCGGCGUCCAGUCCGUCUGGCUGUACUUCGGCAUCCAGGAGCCCCUGGAGCACAGGAAGGAGGCCCCCGGCGCCGGCGCCGAGAGCGCGGGCGAGCCCAAGAGCAGGAGCCUCGACGCAGGCGCCACGGGCGGCCCCCUGCCGGACAGCGGCGGCGGGGUCCUGAUGGACACGUGA